CAGAGGAAAAAAGAGAGGUUUUCCAUCCUCUGGUUCACACCCCCAAAUAGCUGCAAUAGCUGGAACUUGGCCAAUCCGAAGCCAGGAGCCAGGAGCUUCUUCUGAGUCUCCCUCACAAGUACAGGGGCCCAAGGACUUAGACCAUCUUCCACUGCUUUGCCAGGCCAUAACAGAGCUGGCUUGGAAGUGGAGCAGCUGGGACUCAAACCCGUGCCCAUGUGGGAUGCUGGCACUACAGGCAAUGGCUUUACCUGCUGUGCCACAGCACUGACCCCCUGCUACUCUUAAUAUUUUUCCUCCAUCAAUAUUUAGACUAUCCAAACUUCUGAAGCAAAAAAUUGGGACACACAGUCUUAAAGGUAGAUAAAAUGUUUGAAAUGGUAUUCUUGACAGCUCUAGGAGUUGCUCGUCUUACCUGUAGAAAACCUUGUUACUAAGCAAGGGCAGAUCAUUUCUAUUCAUUUAACAUUCUGUUUAACCUUGGGUCAAAGAGUUUGUGUUAAUGAGCUCAGGCCUUUCAUUCUAUAGGAAGACACUGAACUUAGGUCUGGCUGAUGUUUCCUCCUGACAGACUUCGGCUGAGCUGCUGGCAAGGUCACAACAAUGACACUGCCUUUCUCAGUGCCCAGGGCCACGCGUGAGGGCCACCUGUCCCACCCCCAGCUAACGUGAACUUUGAUCACCUGUUCAAGUCGCCUGUUUUCCUGUGUAUUUGGUUUGUAUUUUGGGAAGUGAUGUUCUGAUACCACUGCAAAUCAAUCUCCUUAUCAACUCACGUUCACUGACCUUUAGCAUCCAGUGGCAACUCUCACCUGUUUGAACCACCUCGAUGUAGUUUUUAAACAGGAAUUAGCUAUUUCUGCCACUCCUGUACAUUUAUUUUCAGUAGUUGUUUCUAUCAUAAGAAAGUGCUUUCUCUUCCUUUGUCUUUUAUUGAUUCAUUUAUAUUAGUAUGGGCUCAUGGAUUCCUGUUUUAUUCAGUGGGUUGUAAUUCUAAAUCCUCAUUUAUUUGCGAGCUCAAGAUAUCUUAGAUUUGACCAGUGAGUGCUUCCUCAAGCCGACUCCUUGACAGCACCAGGCUUAUCUUGUGCUUUGCUCCCUCUAUCUGAUACACCUCUCAUUUCUUUGUUGUGUCUAAUGGCAUUGACUGGUACCUCCAGGACCAUGUUAACAGCUGUGAUAAUAGGCAUCCUUUUCUUAGUCCUUAUAGCAGUGUAAAUUAAUGUUUCACCAUUAAGCAUAAGGCAAGUGUUUAGUGUAAGAUAUGUUUUUAUAAAUAAUACUGGGAAAGCAUUCAUUAAGAGCAUUAAGAACACUUGGAGUUGGGUUGACAAGAGUGAGAAGUGGUAUGGAGACAAAGCAGUGGAUUUGGAGACAGGAAUUAACAAAGCACAGAAGCGCCCUGAAAACUGAUCAGUAUUUAUUGAACACUCCUAGGCACUGGAGAUUCAGCAGUCGAUGAUGCAGUCAGAAGUGCAUACAAUUUAUUAAGUCAGGCAAUAAAUUAAAUGUGUAUUGUUAGAUGAUGAAAUGUGCUAAAGACAAAAAGUAGGGAAGGGAAUAGUUGCGUUAUCAGCCUUUUGUCAUAAUCAGAUAGUUGAGAUAUCUAAUUUUGUGAAGGAAGAUGUUUAUUUAACUCAUAGUUUUGGAGGUUCAAGUGCAAGAUCAGUAGCUCCACUGGUUUGGCUGUGGUGAGAGCAGCAGAUGGCGAUCACAGAGCACAUGGCGGGGAGGCCUCAUGUGGUGAGCCAAAAGCAGAGAGAAAGGGUAGGCCCAACUCAGGGUCUCCUAACAAGCCUCUUGUGAAACUCCAGAGAUUACAUAAGAACUGCCUUCCAAGGGCAGGCCCCCAGGAACCUAAAGCCCCCCUUGUAAAGGUUCUACCACCUCCCAGCAAUGGCGCCCUGGGAAAUGCGCCUUUAACGUGGGCCUUGAGGGCCACUCACGUUCAGACCGUAGCAGGAAUGUAGAGAAAGUUUAAGAAAAAGAGGGAAAUUUUGCAUGUCAUGUUCUUGAUUUAUCCACAGAAUAAUUUGGAUUGGGAAAGACAGUUGCUACCAUUUGAGCUAGAUUGUCCUUAUGAAUUUAUUAUAACUUCACUAAAGAAUGUACACCUUUAAGAAUCAGGAUUUUUCUGGUUGUAAUAAUAGCCAAGAAUCUGAUGAUUCAUAAGACUGAUUGUUCAGCCAAAGGAAUACAUUUCAGCAUUUAAUACUAAGUCGGUUGAUGUCAGUGCUUCUAAAAAUAAGAUCCAGUGCCCACCAGUAAGUACCUACCAAAGUCUUCUGUUACUUUUGUCUACAAGCAAGAAACACAAAAUCCAAAAACUCCUAAUUAUUUGUGUUCAACUUUGCACUGGAAAGAAAGAGGAGGCAGGUUUUUUGAGAUAUUUUCUUUACCAAGCCAUGUCCAAAAGUACUACUCUGAAAACCUCAUAAAUACUUCAGUGUGAAGAACCCUCCGCUUAGAACAAACAUUUUGUCUUCAGACAUCUUAGGGAAGUUUGGUAAAGAACAGCAGGAUGUCUGCUGUGUCUCUGGCUGACCCCACAAAGCCAGCUGUCGAUGACCACUUCCGCGGCGUGGUGCUGGAGCCCAGCGGGGCCCCUGCGGAGCGCGCGGGCAGCCCUGGCGCCGCGUCGGACCGGAGCGUGGACUACAGCAGGUCGCAGUGCUCCUGCGGCAGCCUGGGCUCCCACUGCGACUACUCCGAGGACUUCCUCUCCGAGUGCUCCGAGGCAGCCAAGAGGAGAAACCAUUUAGAGCAGCCUGCGGCCAAAGGAAAGAAGGAGGAGAAGAAGAAGUGCAACGCCUGCAAAAGCUCCCAGCCUCGAGGUGACAGGUGGCCUUGUUACAGAGCACAGCAGUACCUGCAUUUCACUGGCUUCUCGCCUUUCAUCGCCACUGAAGAAUCCAGGUUUGAACCGGCAAUGAAAAGUAAAUGCGUGGCUCAGCACCCCAGGAGGAUGUCCCCCAAGUGCGGCCAGAAGGAAAUCUCAAUUGAAAAAAAGCACACCUGGAAUGCUUCAUUUUUAAAUUCUCAAAUCAAUAUGAUUACCCAGAGAAGGGAUGCUAUGGUUCAUCGCAUAUUCUCAGCAAGGAUUCAUAAGUUCAAGGAACUAAAAAAUGAAUUAGCUGAUGUACAUCGUAAAUUGGAAGCCAUCGUCAUAGAGAACCAAUUUUUGAAACAACUGCAGCUUAGGCACUUGAAGGCUCUAGGAAAGUACGAGAAUUCACAGAUCAACCUGCCUCAAAUCAUGCUUAAACACCAGAAUGAAGUGAGGACCUUACGGCGGCUGCUUAGGAAAUCCCAGGAAAAGGAGAGAGCCGUGUCUAGGAAGCUGCGAGAGACGGACAGCGAGCUACUGAAGGUGAAGGACGCCCUGCAGGCGCUGCAGAGGCUCAACGAAGACAGAAACCUGGCCGAGAGGGAAGAACUCACGCAGAGGCUGUCGGUUCUCACAUCGAAAAUGGAGGCCAAUGACAAAAAAAUACAGAGCUUGGAGAAACAGCUGAGGUUGAACAACAGAGCCUUUAGUCGGCAGUUAGCCACUGAAAACCGGAAGACCUUAACGGCCCAGACAGCCACCAAGAGUCUGGAGAUGGAAGUAAAGCGCCUUCAACAAAAGCUCAAGGAGAAGGAUCGUGAGCUUGAAAUUAGAAACAUCUAUACUAAUCGAAUUCUUAAAAAUCUGCUUGAUAAAGAUGAGUAUCCAAAAGUUUCUUCAACAAAAUCAGUACAAGCAGACAAAAAAAGUUUGCCAUCUACUAGUGUGAGACACCAGGAAACCCAAAAAUCAGCAGAUGUCCCAUCCCUAACAACCAAGGAUAAAAAGACAACAAGAAACAUUGGCCAUAAAGAAAAAACAACUGUAAUAAAUUAUGAAAUUUCACACAGUAUCAGUAAACUCCUAAACCAAGAAGAUUCUAAGAGAAAAUACGAAGAUCUACCAAAGAAAGAGGAACAUUUGGAACUACAAGCAGCUCUGGAGAAUUCUGGAAGACAGAAAAAGGAGGAUCAAGACAAGGAGAUCAUUUUAAUGAAAGACAAGCAAGAACUAUCACCCCAAAGAAUUCAGCUAAUUCAUCCCGAAACAGAAGGCAGCCCUGGAGACGCCGCAGUAAAGGAAAACUGUAAACGCAGCGUGCAGGUGCACGACGUGGACGAGGUGCCCGGGGGACACGCGGCCCCCAACGCCAAGGUGCCCUUGAGACACAGAAAGCGUUACUCAUUCACCGAAGCAACUGAAAACCUGCAUCAUGGCCUUCCCACCACGGGCGGGGUGGCCAACUCGGGCGGCACGAGGCGCCACCUUGGCGCGAGCCGAUGGCGCAGCCACACGGAGGAGAUGAGGCUGGAGCACCCUGGGGGGGGGUAUGAGCCCUCCUUCGGCAAGGCUUCCAGAACAAAGGCCAGAGACGCGGCUUUCAGGGACAAGAAAAGCAGUCUCAUGGAAGAACUCUUUGGAUCGGGCUACAUCUUUAAAAGUGACCAGGCGGGCGCUGUUGUCCCGAGCGCAGCUGAGGAGACCCCGAAGAGCAAGAAGAUGCCCCAGCCCCCUCCCAGCCAGGCCUCCGCCAACAAUGCCUUUGGAGAUUCUAGAGUAACGGUGGCGACUUCUGUGACGACUUCUGUGACGUCAUCUUCACCUGCAGAGGAGAAAAGAAAGAUAAUCAUUUAAAUAGAAUCACUAUGCUAAUACACCCGGUUUGAUACACUACUCACGUGCCUCUGCGCUUGUGAUUUUCAGUGGGAGACGGGGUUGUGUGUGGAUGUGCUAGCACUUAAACUGACUUCGGAGAAUCAAGGUCUUAUUGCUAAUCUAGUUCUCAAACCCACUGUAGGUUGCUCACUGGUAUUUUACUUUAUUGUUUUGGAGAAAGCUGUGGGGCCAUCGCCGGGCUCACCCUCAACUUCCGAAGCACCGGUUCCUGCUGAUGGACAUCAGGGCAGGCCCUGGUCUGCACCUGCCCCUCUCCGGCCUCCUACUUCCAGCGGGCGGUUUUCUCCUCGAGGCCGCUCACUGCUGGGCUGCUGGCAAUCACGGCCCGGCUGGCGGCAAAGCCUCGGGUGAUGGUUUUCUCUCCAGAUGCAGAUCCUGACCUCACCCGCUCUCUCACAUCUCACUCUGCUGAGCCUCGGCCAGGGCAGAGAAUCCAGCGGUCGCAUUUCAAAUACGAAUGUACAUCUUUUUUUUUCCUGCAAGUAAGACUGCUUUAUUAGUUGGCACUAGUACUCCGUGGAUUCCAUGGCCAGUACUCAGGUCAGCCCAGACAUACACGUCCCGGGACAGGCUUCUGGCCUCUCAGUUAGGACGCCAGUCAGUAUGCCCAGCUCCGACACAGAGCACCCGGGUUCAAUUCCAAGCUGCAGGUCCUGAUCCCAGCCGUGGCUGUGCGGGCGACACAGCUCCUGCCACCCACGUGGGAGGUCUGGACUGAGAGCCCGGCCCUGGUGGGCAUCAGGGGAACGAACUAGCAGAUGGGAGUCGGUGUGCUCUCAUUCUCAGUUUUAACAUUUCUAUCAGCAGCAGUUUGCUGUGCCUUGAAAACAUUCCCUUGGAAAGAUCAGUCACUACCUGAAGCCAAGUGCAGCGAUUUCCAAGCUUGGUUUUAGGAACAUCAUUCCUGGGUAUCCUCUAACUUAGCUAAACCUGCUUCUAUUGGUGACACCUUCCUCACGUACACCCAAGAUUUGGUAUUUUUUAAACUGGGAUUUAUUGCAUACUUGUUCCUCGACUGUUUUUCUGUUAAUCUUGUUGUGAAAAAAAAUAAAAGCAUAUCAGUGUAGUUAA
Molecule: messenger RNA, 5794 nt
Organism: Oryctolagus cuniculus (rabbit)
Lineage: Eukaryota; Metazoa; Chordata; Mammalia; Lagomorpha; Leporidae
Source: RefSeq, a predicted model, not a curated record